Pieris rapae (cabbage white) is the source of this 4809-nucleotide messenger RNA. RefSeq names its product unextended protein. Gene Ontology annotation, biological process: magnesium ion homeostasis; transport. Gene Ontology annotation, molecular function: transmembrane transporter activity. The coding region runs from base 116 to 3217 and encodes 1033 amino acids. Lineage: Eukaryota; Metazoa; Arthropoda; Insecta; Lepidoptera; Pieridae. The transcript is spliced from 16 exons. Gene Ontology annotation, cellular component: plasma membrane. The record is from RefSeq and is a predicted model, not a curated record.
GUUCCGGUAGCUUAUUGUCAGUGACAGUUUGUGAAUUGGGAAAAACAUUUAAUAUGUCGGUAUAAAAUCGAAGCGUUUCGCAAUUUAAUUUUUAACUUGGAAGGAUCCUAAGGAAAUGGCAUCAGCCCGUAAUUUUUUGCGGACUUUGUGGAUAUUUUUUUAUGUUGUGUAUAAUGUGUGUGCUACAAACAACACAGCGGAACCAUGGAUAGUGUCGUUUAGAAUAGGCGCAAAAUCGUGUACGGAUUAUAAAUGUAAAUAUUUAUUAUUAUUGCAUGGUGGCAAGUUUCUUGGUCAUAAACCCUGGAGAUUAACCCCCAACGAAGGUUCUAGAGGGGGUAAUUGUGAAAAAAUAUAUUCCAGUUACGAACUACGAGAAAUUAAAACUCUUGCGUGGUAUUCAGAAAUAGAAGUCCUUGUGCCUCGAAAAAACGAAAAAAUCUACUUUUGUCUUCGAUAUAACGAAGGAAAAAAUUAUCCAUUUGGUGAGAAAUGGGUUCAUCAAGGCAAGGAAUUAUUUUUGAAUCCCGAGAGCGAUGGGAUCCCUUCAGCAACUACAAAAUUAAAUGUCCUUGUAGAGUCCAACGAAAUACCAACUAAUAAUCAAGAAACAAAAUCGAUUGAUCUAACGCACGAUACUGAUGUAAAUUACCUUCCAAACGUCGCAAAUCUCUCUCAAGAAGAGAGAAGAGAUAUUGAAAUACGUUCAAGAGAUAGAUAUAUACCAUUACAAGAAAGUAAUGACAAUGAUGUAAAGAGCAAAGAGCCUAAUGAACACAAUGUAGAAAGUGAAGUUAGGUUGAAGAAAAUUAAAGAGAAUUUAAAUAAAAUUGAAAAUGAAUUUCACAAUUUUAAUAGAGGCGAUAGAAAAACACGUGAUACUUUUUAUAAAAUAGAUGUUAUUGAUGAAAUAGAUGAUAUACAAGAAUCAACAGAUAGUAGGGUUAAAAGACAAAUAAUGUCGCAAAUGGCUGAUUUCUCGUCUGUGAAGAGAGUGGAACCGAUGGUAUUUCUGGAUGGUAUACGGGUGGAAGAGGCUGAAAAGGAUCCCAAGAUUUUGGAUGAUGGCGUACCAAGUGUGUUGGCUGAUACUAAGGUUACAUUGCGGCUCUUCGGUCAAGGCCUGACGCCCAGAACGGUGAUAGCAUUCACUCAUGAUGCCCUGGAGUAUGGACAGCCAUGUAAAUUUCUUCUCAAAGGAGAGUAUGUGGCAAAGGAAGACUCUGUCACAGCGACAUCAGCGCUCUUCGAAUUCUGGGCUCCAUCACCAAUUAUAAGCUCGAAACUCUACAUCUGCACCAAAAACCUUAAACCGGGCAUCCUACCCUCAGAAGAUGAAGAGAAAUACCUACAUCAGGGCACAGAAGGUUGGAAGGUUUUGGCCACACAUAAUAAGCUGAUGCCGCUGUGGGUCGCUUUGAUAUUGAUUCUGGCCUGUCUGACGUUUUCGGCGCUGUUUUCUGGUCUGAAUUUGGGCCUGAUGUCACUGGAUCGGACGGAGUUGAAGAUUAUUUCUAAUACAGGUACGGAGCAGGAAAGGAAGUACGCACGUGCCAUAAUGCCAGUACGGGAUCAUGGGAACUAUCUCCUGUGCAGUAUUCUACUUGGGAAUGUGGCUGUUAACUCCACGUUCACAAUAUUAUUGGACGAGUUGACCUCUGGAUUGUUCGCGGUGAUAUUUUCGACCCUGUCCAUCGUUUUGCUUGGUGAGAUAACGCCACAGGCGAUAUGCUCCAGACAUGGGUUGAUGAUUGGUGCACGGAGUAUUAUGGUCACUAAGGCUGUCAUGGCGCUCACCGCUCCACUGGCAUUCCCCGUCAGUAAACUACUGGAUUACUUCCUUGGUGAAGAAAUUGGUAGUGUUUAUAAUAGAGAGAGAUUAAAGGAGCUUGUUAAGGUAACAACCGAUGUAAACGACUUGGACAAAGAUGAGGUGAAUAUUAUAUCUGGUGCGCUGGAGUUACGAAAGAAGACUGUAUCGAGUGUGAUGACGAAGAUGGAGGAUGUAUUCAUGCUGCCGAUCACUUCUAUAUUGGACUUUGAAACUAUGUCGGAGAUUAUUAAGUCUGGCUACUCCCGUAUCCCGGUAUAUGAAGGUCAUCGCGGUAACAUAGUGACGGUGCUCUUCAUCAAGGAUCUGGCCUUCGUGGAUCCUGAUGAUAACACACCACUGCGGACCCUCUGCCAGUACUACCAGAACCCAUGCAAUUUCGUCUUCGAAGACGUCACCCUGGAUAUAAUGUUCAAGCAGUUUAAGGAUGGACACAAAGGUCAUAUGGCGUUUGUGCAUCGGAUUAAUAAUGAAGGGGAGGGUGAUCCGUUCUAUGAGACCAUAGGUUUGGUGACACUCGAGGAUGUGAUAGAAGAGAUGAUACAAUCUGAAAUUGUUGACGAGACUGAUGUAUUUCUGGACAAUCGUUCAAAGCGUCGUCGAAACAAACCCCAGCACAAGUUGCAGGACUUCGCUGCCUUCGCGGAGAGACACGAUCAUAGAAGGAUACACAUAUCACCACAGCUGACUUUGGCCACAUUCCAGUUCCUCAGUACUAGUGUGGACGCUUUCCGGCCUGAUACAGUCUCUGAAACGGUUUUAAGAAGACUUCUGAAGCAAGAUGUGAUACAGCAUAUCAAAGUGAAAGGCAAGACAAAGAAAGAUUCGUCGACAUAUGUCUUCCAACAAGGAAAACCGGUGGAUUACUUCGUGUUGAUCCUGGAAGGUCGCGUGGAGGUGACGGUGGGCCGUGAGAACUUGGUCUUCGAAGCCGGUCCCUUCACCUAUUUCGGGGUUCAGGCGCUCACGCAGAAUGUUGGAGUCGCGGAAUCCCCGACGCCAUCAGCCAUGGGCUCCCUUCAGAAUAUAAAUAUGGACUCCAUGUUGCGUCACACCUUCGUCCCGGAUUACUCCGUUCGCGCUAUCACGGAGUUGUAUUAUCUCACUGUUAAACGGAGUCUCUAUUUGGCAGCUAAACGCGCUACCCUCAUGGAAAAAGGAGCUUUAUCCAAGGGCGCGACAAAUGAACAAUUCGAUACAGAAGUCGAUAAAUUGCUGCAGUCUGUGGAUGAAGACAUUAGCAUCAGUGGUGAACACAGAACUCCGUCAAGACAGAUAUCACCAAAUCCGCCUAAUCAUAGCCGGUCAUCAUUUAGCCGUUCAUCACCAGAGCGAAAUGGUGAUGUAUUCGCAGCGAGAGAUGAACAAGAGAAAUUACUUAAAUAGAACCAGAUUUUUUUUUUAGUUUUUGAAAGCGCUGGUAAUAUUUUACGAGGUCGUACAAUUAUUAUGAAAUUCUAUUUCUCAGCCAAUCAGUGUAACUGCCAGAAGGUCCUCGUACUCAUACCAAAAUGGCCGCUGGUAAUGAGCCAUUUUGAGAUUUUUUAGUUGGUACUACUUAUAUCUAGAAACUCGUAUUAAACUGUGAUCUUUACAGAAAUAUAUAUGUACAAAUUGUCCGUACUUAAUACAUAAAUAGAUUUUAGUGAAAUAUAUAGUACAUAGCCAAUAAAAUACGCUAUUUUUGAAUCAUACUUAACAAGCUUAUGGACUAACGGCCUCCAUUCUCGAUCUUAAAACGAUCCACCAAUCGAUUGGAAAAGUAUUUAAUGAGAAAUAUCAAUCUCUAGAAGUCAAAAUUUGAUUGGGAUUGAGUAUAAAAAGCCGUAAAAGAACACUAAUGAUGUCGUCGACGUAACCAAAUUUCGAUAGUAAUUUAUAUGAUAUAUUGAUUAUUGAAGUCGUCAGUUUGCUGAUUAUGUAACUUUAUUAAGUAAAAUUUAGGUAUCCCUUAAUUAAACUCUCGUUUAAAAAUUAUAAAGAUAUCGUAACUGGUAUCAAAAAUAUAUUCCAAAAAUCCAGAACUAUACAUACAAAAACCAAUCAAAGGUAGGUACGUAAACGCUACCAAGGGAUAUUUAUUGUUUAACCAUCUUGGGUUCAUACUUAUACAGACAUCAUAACUCAUCAUCAAAUUUACGUUGCAUUGUAAUUCACGUCAGUAAGGUGUCAAAUGUCUUAAAUUAUUAAUCAAUGUUAACUGUCACCUGUCAAGAAGUCUGACAGUAUUGAGUUUGCGUACCGCGCCCCGCAGAAGUUAUCUGAAUUAUCCCAAGGUGUAUUUGUUCUUUGACCAUCUUGGGACAAAUUAACGAUGCAUUGUAAUUCACGUCAAGAAGGUGGCAACUGUCUUAAAUUAUUAAUGUCACUGUCAUCUGUCAAAAAGUUUGGCAAUAUAAAAUAUACAAAUAAAUAUCUGUAUAUAUAAAAAAAUGCCUGGCGUUUAGGAUUAAUACAUCGUUAGUUAUAUACACUGUUUUUUAGUAUAGUUUGCACUUAUAAUAAGCAAAAUUAAUUUAAUAUUGUUUACACCGUUAAAAGGUUUCUAUUUAAAAGAUUUGCCAAAACCUAAAACUUGUAUCUGUAGUAGAUUGCGUGCAAAUGCAAUAUAAUAUUGAAUUAUGUACUUAAAAGUUAAAACAGAAAAAGACAAAAUAUUUUUAUUUACUUACCUAUAUUGUAUUUGAUCUAUUCUAAGAGUAAAAACCUCCGUAAAAAUAUACUUAAUUUUGGUUAGGCCGUGGUAGGCCAGAGAUGGCCACACUGAUAUAACGAUUAGAGAUGUUGUCAUAUAGUGAUGAAAGAAACGGAUGCAGUCUAAAGUCUAUUUUAAUAGAUUAAAAGUACCAAAGAUAGUUUAUUUCCAAUUAUUUAUGCAAUAAAAUAUAGCUAUAUUCCACUAAAACAACCCAGAAACGAAUUGUUUUAUCAAUGUAGACAAUUUUGUUUGCCUCCAUGCAGUGGAGGCAGACUUUGUA